This is a messenger RNA of Physcomitrium patens, 1030 nucleotides long. Its product is annotated as chlorophyll a-b binding protein 1B-21, chloroplastic. The record is from RefSeq and is a predicted model, not a curated record. Gene Ontology annotation, cellular component: membrane. NCBI's taxonomy places the organism in Eukaryota, Viridiplantae, Streptophyta, Bryopsida, Funariales, Funariaceae. Gene Ontology annotation, biological process: photosynthesis, light harvesting.
CUCGACUCUUUGGAUCCGCGAGUAGCCCAGUUAACCAUUACUCAGCCCAUCUAGUCAGAAGAUUCAUACGCGCAUUUGCUGCCGUGAUCGUGUACAACCGAUCAAUCUAGUCGCAGAAAUGGCGUCCGCAAUGGCCACUGCUGCCGCCCAUGUGAGCUGUGUGGUGACUGGAGUCGCCACUGCCCAAAAGUCCAGCUUCUUCGCUGGUUCUAGCUCCUUGUCAAUGUAUGGAUGCAGCAAUGGUAGCCGUGUGUGUAUGGCAGAGUGGCUGCCCGGCAACCCCCGCCCAUCUUACCUCGAUGGGUCGGCUCCAGGAGACUUCGGCUUUGACCCACUGGGUUUGGGAGAAGUGCCUGAGAAUCUGGAGCGAUUCAAGGAGUCUGAGCUCAUCCACGCUCGCUGGGCCAUGCUCGCCAUUCCUGGAGUGCUGAUUCCCGAAGCUCUUGGCUAUGGAAACUGGGUCUCCGCCCAAAAAUGGGCAGCCACCCCUGGUGGUCAGGCCACUUACCUUGGUAACCCAGUGCCAUGGGGCAACCUCCCCAUCAUUUUGGCUGUCGAGUUCAUCGCCAUCGCCUUUGUGGAAUCGCAGAGGAAUGGCGAGUCUGAUCCGGAGAAGAGGAAGUAUCCAGGUGGUCCUUUCGAUCCCUUGGGCUUUUCGAAGGGUGCUAACUUGGAGGAGCUCAAGUUGAAGGAGAUCAAGAACGGUCGUCUUGCACUUGUCGCAUUUUUGGGGUUCGUCGUUCAAGCCGUAGCCUACCCCGGCACCGGUCCCCUGGAGAACUUGAAGACCCACUUGGCUGAUCCGUGGCACAACACCAUUGCCCAUGUACUGAUCCCCCGAUCCGUACUGUAGAUCAUAGUCUCAUUGGGAUUUAGUUUCGCGAAUCCUGCGUCGUGGUUGAGAUGUAAUCCCUUCGCCUAGAUGUGGUGGCUGAUAUUUGCACGCCAUUGUGAGAUGAAGCUGCUCCAUUUGCAUUUAUCCCUUGUACACAAAUCAAUCAAUUGCUCCUUUCAAGCUAUGGAUCUUCCA